GAAACUCAAGCUGUUAAAACCGCUGCCCCUGCCCCUCGGAAUCGCAUCUCGAGACUCGCCGAGCGUCCCAGCCCGCCUCGCUCCCGCAGCGGGCGCCGGGACCCGUGGACCCAGAGCUAUGUUCACCCGCACUCGGGUGGUGGGCUCCGGGCUCGGCGCCUCUCCCGCCCCCGGCCCGGCCCGGGACCCCCCUGGGCGGCGCCCGGAGCCAGGCAGGCUGCAAGGUCCCAGACGCGGGGUGGAGGCGGCGCCCCCGAGCCCCGCGCAGGAGAGCCCGGGGCUCGCGGGCCAGCGGCUCCCAGGUGCAUAUACUGUCAUAGCACCAAAUGAAAACCGAAGAAAUCAGAUACAAAGGAUUGCUGAGCAAGAGCUACAGAGUCUUGAGAAGUGGAAGGAGCAACAUGGAGCGAAGCCCGUUAACCUGGCGCCAAGGCGGUUAGGUGGAAGCCAAUCAGAGGCUGAAGUCAGGCAGAAACAACAACUCCAACUGAUGCAAUCUAAAUACCAGCAAAAGCUAAAAAGAGAAGAAUCUGUAAGAAUCAGGAAGGAAGCGGAAGAAGCCAAAAUGCAAAAAAUGAAGGCAAUUCAGAGAGAGAAGAGCAAUAAACUAGAGGAGAAAAAAAAACUUCAAGAAAACCUCAGAAGAGAAGCAUUUAGAGAGCACCGGCAAUACAAAACUGCUGAGUUCCUGAGCAGACUGGACACAGAGUUGCCAGACAGAAGUACCCAUCAAAUUGCUCUUCGUGACCCACAGUCUUCAGCUUGGGCCAGAAGCCGGGCUUAUAAGGAUUCUCUAAAGGAAGAAGAAAAUAAAAAAUUGCAAAAGAAGAAGGAGGAACAACAUCAGAAGAGUGAAUUACUGGAAUUUAACCGACAGCAACAGGAGGAAGAAAGAACCAAAGCCCACCAAGCUGAACACAGAAGGGUAAAUAAUGUUUUUCUGGACCGGCUCCAAGGCAAAAGUCAACCAGGUGGCUUUGAGCACUUUGGAGGCCAUUGAAAUAUGAAUAGUGGUGACAGCUGGGAUGUAUGAGAAAUACUUACUUACAUCUGUCCUUUGUCAACUGACCUGAAGAACCUCACUUGAUGAUUUUCCUUAGUGCUCCUUUGUUUAUCCUCACGGGUUUUAUCUUGACUUCAAUUGCGCACCCACUUCUCUGAACAACUGGGGAUGACCAGUUUUUCCCUGUCAUUAUUUACAUGUUUGUAGGAGCUGAUUGCUGAGCUCAUAUUUAAUUUCUAUUGCCAUUGGAAUGUUACACUAUUUCUCUCAUUGGUUUCACAUCUUAUUGGAAGCCUAAUUACAGCAAUGUUAGUAAGAUGAAAAAGGAGGGAGUCAUUUGAUACUUUCAGGUUUGCAAGAGCUAUGGGUGCUGCAUGCUUGUCUCUCAAAGCAGCUAAUUCUUAUGUAAUUCUCAGAUCACAUUUGGGGAAGCUUUGGCAUUUUUUAGAUUUUAAGCUCUACUUAAUCUGGGGUACAAACUUGAGCAAAAGAAAAAAUCUUUUACACUCUUUUAAACACAUUUAUGAAUAAAUUUUGAAAUACUUCUGUAUAAGUGGUAUUUAUUUAUUUAUUUAUUUAUUUUUAAAGAUUUUAUUUAUUUAUUUGAUAGAGAGAGUGAGAGAGCACAAGCAGGGGGAGCAGGAGAAGGAAAGGGAGAAGCAGGCUCCCUGCUGAGCAGGGAGCCCGAUGCGGGGCUCCAUCCCAGGACGCUGGGAUCAUGACCUGAGCCGAAGGCAGACGCUUAACCAUCUGAGCCACCCAGGUGCCCCAAGUCUGUUUUUAUUUUUAAUGAAAAGCUCUUAAGUUUUUCUCUUUUGAUGGGUCUAAUUUUUAUAUUCAUUAUAGUCCAUGUAGAUCAAAUGUAGGACUGCAGUCACUAUUGGAUCUGCCUUUGGUAUUGAUUUACUUACUAAUACUGUUCCUCUGGUUUUUCACAGUGGGCCAGUUAAUUGCCUGAAAGGCCAUUGUUUAUAUAAAAAUCAACUAGAUACAAAUAUGGAUACAAUGUGUGGUUUUUAGGUGUUUUGGAAACUUGUCUUUUCUCUGUACAAUAGAGAAAAAUGUUCUAUAGCUAAUUCAGUAGGCUUUCCUAUUCUACUUUUAUGCCUUUAACCAGGUUAUAGACCUUAGAGUGCAAGAAUAUUGGUUUUCCAUGCUUUAUGCUCUAGUCCCAACUCCAUGUUAUAUAGGAGAGCAUUGCAUUUAGUCUUAGAAUGAAGGUUGGAAGAGCAAAUAGUUUUUGCAGCUGGGAAACUAAUACUAUUUUUUUAAUGACAUGUAAUUGACAUGCAAUGUUUUAUUAGUUUCAGGUGUAUAAUAUAGUGAUUUGAUAUUUGUAUACAUUGCAAACUGAUCACCACUGUUAAGUCUAGUUACCAUCUAUCACCUUGCAAAGUUAAUAUAUUAUUUGGUAUAUUCCCCAUGCUGUACAUUAUAUCCCCAUAACUUGCUCAUUUUAUAACUGGAAGUUUGUGUUUCUUCAUCCCCUUCACCCAGUCCCCUACUUCUCCAAAACCUCUCUGGCAACUACUAAUUUGUUUUCUGUAUUUGUGUGCUUGGGUUUUGUUUGUUUUGUUUUAGAUUCCACAUAUAAGUGAAACCAUGCAGUAUUUGUCUUUCUCUGUCUGACUUAUUUCUCUUAGAACAUUACCCUCAAGUUCCACCCAGGUUAUCACAAAUGACGAGAUUUCAUUCUUUUUUGUGGCUGAGUAGUAUUCCAUAUAAGGAUUAUUUGUUUUCUGUGAAAAAUUCCAUUGGGAUUUCUAUAGGGAUUGCACUGAAUCUGUAGAUUGCUUUGGGUAGUAUGACAUUUUAAUAAUAUUAAUUCUUCUAAGCCCUGAGCACAGAAUAUCUUUCUAAUUAUUUGUAUUACCUUCAAUUUCUUUCAUCAAUAUCUUAUAGUUUUCAGUGUACAGGUCUUUCACUUCCUUGGUUAAAUUUAUACCUAGGUAUUUUAUUCUUUUUGAUGUGAUUGUAAACAGAAUUGCUUUUUUCUUUUUUUUUUUCAGAAUUGCUUUUUUUGAUUUCUCUUUCUUAUAGUUCAUUAUUAAUAUACAGAAAUGCAACAGAUUUUUAUAUAUUAAUUUUAUAUCCUGCAACUUUACUGAAUUAAUUUAUACUAAGUUUUUUUGGUAACAUCUUUAGGGUUUUCCAUUUAUAGUAUCAAAUCAUCUGCAAAUAGUAACAGUUUUACUUUUUCCUUUGCAAUUUGGAUGCCUUUUGUUUCUUUUUCUUGCCUAGUUGCUCUGGCUAGGACUUCAAUAUUAUGUUGAAUAAAAGUGGGGAGAGUGAGCAUCCUUUUCCUGUUCUAGAUCUUAGAGGAAAAGCUUUAAGCUUUUCACCAUUGAGUAUGAUAUUAACUGUGGAUUUUGUAUGUUCCCUCUAUCCCCACUUUAAUGAGUUUUUAUCAUGAAUGGAUGUUGAAUUGCAUCAAAUGCUUUGUCUGCAUCUACUGAGAUGAUCAUAUUUUAAUCUUACAUUUUAUUAAUGUGGUAUAUUGCAAUUGAUUUGUGGAUGUUGAGCCAUCCUUGUAUGCUGCAAUAAGUCCCAGUUAAUCAUGUAUGAUCCUUUUAAUGUAUUGUUGGAUUCGGUGUGCUAAUAUUUUGUUGAUAAUUUUUACAUAUGUGUUCAUCAGGGAUGUUGGCCUGUAAUUUUGCUUUUUUGUGGUGUCCUUGUCUGGUUUGGGUAAUGCUGGCUCAUAAAAUGAGUUUGGAAGUAUUCUCUCCAAUUUUUUUUGGAAGCCUGUCCCUUAGGCUGAAGCCCCAGGUUAAGUAAAUAAACCUUGUCACAGGAA
This is a messenger RNA of Mirounga angustirostris (Northern elephant seal), 3797 nucleotides long. RefSeq names its product epithelial stromal interaction 1 (gene EPSTI1). The coding region runs from base 119 to 1000 and encodes 293 amino acids. The record is from RefSeq and is a predicted model, not a curated record. The transcript has 11 exons. NCBI's taxonomy places the organism in Eukaryota, Metazoa, Chordata, Mammalia, Carnivora, Phocidae.